Messenger RNA from Corticium candelabrum, 2914 nucleotides. RefSeq lists its product as uncharacterized. Gene Ontology annotation, molecular function: alpha-1,4-glucosidase activity; carbohydrate binding. The coding region runs from base 16 to 2742 and encodes 908 amino acids. NCBI's taxonomy places the organism in Eukaryota, Metazoa, Porifera, Homoscleromorpha, Homosclerophorida, Plakinidae. The record is from RefSeq and is a predicted model, not a curated record. The transcript is spliced from 24 exons. Gene Ontology annotation, biological process: carbohydrate metabolic process.
GCUACGGUCACAGCCAUGUUUUUCCUUGUUCUGUUUUUGUAUCUACCGCUGUCGUACGCACUCACUUGCAACCCAAAUGGUUUCAGAAGAGAUUGUGGACAUGUAGGUACUCAACAAUCGGAUUGUGAACAAAAAGGGUGUUGCUGGAGCCCUAAAGGCCACAUUCCAUGGUGCUUCUAUCCUAAUCCGUCAACUGUGUACGUUAUUCAAGACGCUGUGCAAACUUCUUUAGGAUAUGAGAUUACAUUGGUGGUAAAUGAUUCAAGCGUUGGUCAAGCAAUUUCUCCACUUUAUGUCAAUAUUACUUCAGAAACGAAAGAUCGACUUCAUGUAAAAGUUUUUGAUCCUAAAAACACCAGAUGGGAGAUACCACAAAACGUAAGUUCAUUUUCAAAUCCUCCAUCUUCACCACCGCCUGCCAGUCAGUAUAAAGUGAGUUUUGCAGGAAAGGGAGAAGAGUUCUGGUUUGCUAUUACAAGGAAGUCUAAUGGUGAGACUCUUUUUAAUUCAAGUGCAAACAGCAAUGGUGAAUUUAAUAGCUUGGUGUUUGAGGAUCAAUAUCUGCAGAUUGGAACGCAGUUGCCAUCUGGUUAUAAUUUAUAUGGACUGGGUGAACACGUUUGUCCUCUUCGAUUGAGCAGUGGUCAGACAUAUACGUUAUGGAACUUUGACACAGCAACACCAGUCAAUUUGAAUCUGUAUGGCUCUCAUCCUUUUUAUUUGGAACUUCGACAGUCUGGCUCAGCUCACGGUGUAUUUCUUCGUAAUAGCAACGGCAUGGAUGUGACAUUGAAUGAAGAAUCUUUGUCAUACAAAGUCAUUGGAGGAAUAUUAGAUUUUUAUUUCUUUCUGGGACCACAAGCAGAAGCUGUUAUUCAGCAGUAUCAUGAAGUUAUAGGUCGUCCUUAUCUCCCUCCGUAUUGGGCACUUGGUUUCCAUCAAAGUCAUUAUGGAUAUAAGAACGUAGAAGCUUUACAAGAUGUCGUUGCACAGUACAAGUCGAACAAGUUACCGUUGGAUACUAUGUGGAAUGACAUAGACUACAUGGAUCAGUACAAAGACUUUACUUUGGAUCCCGUGAAUUUUCCAGAAAAGAAAAUGAAGCAAUUUGUAGAUGAGUUACAUGAGGAUGGUCAGCAUUAUGUUGUCAUUAUUGAUCCGGGCAUAAAGAAACAAUCAGGCUACAAGGCAUACGAUGAUGGUAUCCAUGCAGGAAUCUUUAUUAAAGACAAAAACAACAACUUCUUUGUUGGCAAGGUGUGGCCUGGUAACACAGUAUUUCCAGAUUUCUUUCAUCCAGCUGCCCAGCAGUAUUGGCAGGAUCAGAUUGCUGGCUUCUUGAGUAUACUCCCAGUCGAUGGUCUUUGGGUUGACAUGAAUGAGAUAAGUAACUUUUGCAACGGCGAGUGCACAAGUGAUGUAGAUUUUGUGUCUGACACUAAUGAAGUACGCAACUCAAUUUACAUGAAGCAGGAAAAUGUCGGUUUUGAUCCAAAUAAUCCUCCAUAUGCCAUCAACAACCAAGGAAACCACAUUCCUUUAAACAUCAAAACAUUAGACAUGGAUGCUGUACAUUAUGGUGGAGUGCUGGAGUAUAAUUCACAUAAUCUCUUUGGUAUCAUGGAAGACACUGCGACUAGCAUUGCAUUGAGAAUUCUAACAAAGAAGAGAUCAUUUGUUCUGAGUCGUUCAACAUUCCCCGGAUCUGGUGUGUACACUGCAAAGUGGACUGGAGAUAAUCAUGCGAAUUUCAAUGAUCUCUACUAUAGCAUUCCUGGAAUGCUAAACUUUCAAAUGUUUGGUAUUCCUCUUGUUGGAUCAGACAUAUGUGGCUUUAUAGGAGAUACGAACGCAGAGUUGUGUGCUCGAUGGAUGCAAUUGGGUGCAUUCUAUCCGUUUUCUCGAAAUCACAACAACAAGGGCUCGAAGAGCCAAGAGCCGUACAUGUUUGGUCAGCAAGUAACCGACAUCAGUAGGAAAAUAUUGAACGUUCGGUACAGCUUGUUGCCAUAUUACUAUACUCUGUUCUACUAUGCAAGUCGUCCUGUGUCUGCAUCAAACGUGCCAGCAGCUACUGUGACUCGACCGUUGUUCUUUGAAUUUUCCGAUGACAAUAACACAUACGGCAUAGACAAACAGUUUAUGGUGGGCAGUGGACUUUUAAUCAGUCCUGUGCUUACUCAAGGUGCCGCGUCUGUGACUGCUUACUUUCCCAAAGCUCGAUGGUAUGAUUUCUUCAGUAAAGAAAUAACGUCCGAGUCAGGUGCAGAAUCCAAGACACUGGCUACACCUCUGGAGAGCAUUCAAGUGCAUGUUCGAGGAGGAGUGAUCGUUCCUAUGCAAGAGCCUUCUCUUACAACAGCAGCAUCUCGACUCAAUCCAUACCAAUUACUUGUAGCACUCGACUCUUCGGGCAUGGCAAAUGGGUCAUUGUACUUGGAUGACGGCAUCUCGCUUAAUGUGACCAGGUACUCUCUCAUUACUUACACGGCAAUGUCAACUUCCGGCCAAACGACUCUUACAUCAAAGGCUCAAACGACUGUAACCAACGACAGUGAAAGUGCGGCUCCGCCCAUGAACACUAUCAUCGUGCUGGGCGUGGCUAAAAAGCCCAGUACCGUGACCGCAAACAGCAAACCGCUCCCUUCAUCUCAAGUUUUGUACAACUCGACGAGUUUGUCGCUUACUUUGUCUAUGCUCGCACUCCCCAUGGAAAGUGAUUUUACUUUGUUAUGGAAAUAGGCCCAACUUUCUGGACUCGAACUUUUCUAGCAAACUUUUGAUCUAAUCAUUGCAUCGCUUUUGUUGUACUGUAUUUGCUAUUGAUGGGUAUUUGGUUACUGUACAAUGUGCAAUCUGCUAUGAAGCUACGCAUCGGUAUGCAAAAGUCUAUCAGAUUCUAAGGAUAUUGACC